AUGAAGGAAACGGCACCUCCGGGUACAGCGACCCACAAUCAGCAAUACGACCAACAAUACGACGACCAGAACGACGCGAGCAUGAACGGAAGCGCGACAAAGAACGAAAGCGGAGAGGCAAAGAACGAAAGCGGAAACGAAAUGCGAACGGGAGGGACGGAGGCGGAAGGGGGCGGGGGAGGCGGAAUGGAGGGGGCGCUGGGUCUGCUCUUCCUGCAGCAAACCACGCCGGGCCACCCGCGGGGCGAUAUCACCCAGGCCAUCACCUUCCGCAUUGCGGAGCUCCUCUCCGCGCAACUCGUAGUCGAAGAGAAGGUGCUGUUUCCAGUGCUGCUGGCAUGUGGGGAGCGAGGCAGAGCAUUGGUCGACGCGGCACGCGCCGAGCAUCCAGCGAUGAUGACCGGCCUGGUGGCGCUUCAGGGGACACACUACACUCAACCAUCCUUUGGGCCCACCAUCGAACCACUCAUCGCACUCAUUGCCAAGCGCAGUUAUCGGGAGGAGCAGGAGAUUCAGCCCUGUCUCCAACAGCGCCUCGCACCGACCGACUACGCCGAGCUCACCCGCCUGGUCGACCGCGUGCGCGAACUCAAGUCGAGCGACCACAACAUCGAAACCAGCGUACGCGCCCUCGCCGACAAGCUCAAGGCCACCUGA
This is a messenger RNA of Acanthamoeba castellanii str. Neff, 657 nucleotides long. RefSeq lists its product as uncharacterized. NCBI's taxonomy places the organism in Eukaryota, Discosea, Longamoebia, Acanthamoebidae. The record is from RefSeq and is a predicted model, not a curated record. The transcript has 4 exons. Bases 1 to 657 code for a protein of 218 amino acids.